AUGUCGGAUGAAAUUGCAGAGAACGGAACAACAAAUGGAGAUGUCCCGGAGAUCGAACUGAUUAUAAAGGCCUCGACCAUCGAUGGUAGGCGGAAGGGCGCGUGUCUAUUCUGUCAGGAGUACUUCAUGGACCUUUACCUUCUGGCAGAGCUUAAGACGAUCAGUUUAAAAGUGACAACGGUUGACAUGCAAAAACCACCACCAGACUUCCGCACCAACUUUGAAGCAACGCAUCCACCGAUCCUCAUCGACAAUGGUCUCGCCAUACUCGAGAAUGAGAAGAUUGAGCGGCAUAUUAUGAAAUCAGUGCCCGGUGGACACAAUUUGUUUGUGCAGGACAAAGAAGUGGCCUCACUGAUAGAGAACUUGUACUCCAAGCUGAAGCUAGUGUUGGUGCGUAAGGACGAGCAGAAGUCGGCCUCGUUGCGUGCGCAUCUACAACGUAUAGACGCGUUGCUCGAGCGUCGAGGCACCAGGUUCCUGACAGGGGAUACAAUGUGCUGCUUCGACUGCGAGUUGAUGCCGCGCCUGCAGCACAUCCGCGUCGCCGGGAAAUACUUCGUGGACUUUGAAAUACCGACGAGUUACCGCGCGCUCUGGCGCUACAUGCACCACAUGUACCAGCUGGACGCGUUCGCGCAGAGCUGCCCCGCCGACCAGGACAUCAUCAACCACUACAAGCUGCAGCAGUUAUCGACAAAAGGUUUGCUCAUGUCGCCGACGCUGACGCGACCGCGCAAAGAGGAACCCACGGCACUGAAGAUGAAGAAACACGAAGAACUCGAGACGCCAACGUUCACGACAUCUAUCCCCGUGGACGUGGACGACCUCAGCAACUCCAAACAG
This is a messenger RNA of Brenthis ino (lesser marbled fritillary), 846 nucleotides long. The record is from the annotation of a GenBank genome assembly. NCBI's taxonomy places the organism in Eukaryota, Metazoa, Arthropoda, Insecta, Lepidoptera, Nymphalidae.